GCAUGCGCUAACUUCCUCUUUUCCGGCUGGAACCAUGGAGGGUGUCGAAGAGAAGAAGAAGAAGGUGCCGGCUGUGCCGGAAACCCUCAAGAAAAAGCGAAGGAAUUUUGCCGAACUGAAGAUCAAGCGCUUGAGAAAGAAGUUUGCCCAAAAGAUGCUCCGAAAGGCAAGGAGGAAGCUUAUCUAUGAAAAAGCCAAGCACUAUCAUAAGGAAUAUAGGCAAAUGUACAGAACUGAGAUUCGAAUGGCUAGAAUGGCAAGAAAAGCUGGCAACUUCUAUGUACCUGCGGAACCCAAAUUAGCAUUUGUCAUCAGGAUCAGAGGUAUCAAUGGUGUGAGCCCAAAGGUCCGAAAAGUGUUGCAACUUCUUCGCCUUCGCCAAAUCUUCAAUGGCACCUUUGUUAAGCUCAACAAGGCCUCAAUUAACAUGCUGAGGAUUGUGGAACCAUAUAUUGCAUGGGGGUACCCGAACCUGAAGUCAGUAAACGAACUAAUCUAUAAGCGUGGUUACGGCAAAAUCAAUAAGAAGCGGAUUGCCUUGACAGAUAACUCUUUGAUUGCACGAUCGCUUGGUAAAUAUGGCAUCAUCUGCAUGGAAGACCUGAUUCAUGAGAUCUAUACUGUUGGGAAACGCUUCAAAGAAGCAAACAACUUCCUGUGGCCCUUCAAAUUAUCAUCUCCCAGAGGGGGGAUGAAGAAAAAGACCACCCAUUUUGUAGAAGGGGGAGAUGCUGGCAACAGGGAAGACCAGAUCAAUAGGCUUAUUAGAAGGAUGAACUAAGGUGUCUACUAUGAUUACUUUUAUAAUCUGGUCAGUUAAUAAACAGUGAUUGCUUUCAAAUUAAAAUGUAUUCUGUUGGUGACUUCUUGUUAGUGUGCCUCUGCCUUCCUUUAACUGUAAUGACAAGUCUUAUGAUAAAAUUAACCUAAGUCAAUAGCCUGCUGUAUGCAAAACUAGGGUUUAGUUUGUAUCUCACAGGAAACAUCUUGGCUUAAUAUAAAAAGACCUUAAUUUUGACCUUUGAAUUAUGCCAACAGAAUAAGCCAGAAUGGGUCUAGUUUAUUUCAAGAACUAUUUCAGAGGCAUUUGUGCAUGAUUUGUAGGUAAUAAAAGUUCAUUUACACAUAAGA
Choloepus didactylus (southern two-toed sloth) is the source of this 1131-nucleotide messenger RNA. It is a transcript of the gene RPL7, whose product is annotated as ribosomal protein L7. Gene Ontology annotation, cellular component: cytosolic large ribosomal subunit. The record is from RefSeq and is a predicted model, not a curated record. Gene Ontology annotation, biological process: maturation of LSU-rRNA from tricistronic rRNA transcript (SSU-rRNA, 5.8S rRNA, LSU-rRNA). Gene Ontology annotation, molecular function: RNA binding; structural constituent of ribosome. Lineage: Eukaryota; Metazoa; Chordata; Mammalia; Pilosa; Megalonychidae. The coding region runs from base 35 to 781 and encodes 248 amino acids. The transcript has 7 exons.